This is a messenger RNA of Penicillium salamii, 2811 nucleotides long. The record is from the annotation of a GenBank genome assembly. Lineage: Eukaryota; Fungi; Ascomycota; Eurotiomycetes; Eurotiales; Aspergillaceae.
AUGGGUCAGAAGUCGAAAGAUACUUUGUCCGUGCGGCCGCAGAGCCGCUCUGGUCGUUCGCGCAGUCGUUCGCCCAAGCCCAAGAGCAAGCCUUCGGCGGCCCCCCAGAGCUAUGCCUCGGAGGGAGUGAAGAACAAUGAUAUCUUCCAGCUCCCCGGAUCUGACUAUAAGCUCAUUGUCCUGGUGACUUUGAUCGCUGCUGUGGUCCGUUUGUUCAGAAUCUAUCAACCCACAAGCGUGGUCUUUGAUGAAGUCCACUUCGGUGGAUUUGCAUCCAAGUAUAUCAAGGGAAAGUUCUUUAUGGAUGUUCACCCUCCGCUGGCUAAAUUGCUGCUCACACUGGCUGGCUGGCUGGCCGGUUUCGAUGGCAACUUCGAUUUCAAGGAUAUUGGCAAAGACUACCUGGAGCCCGGCGUGCCCUAUGUGGCGAUGCGCAUGCUCCCAGCUAUCUUGGGUGUUUUGACGGUCCCUUUGAUGUUCCUUACUCUCCGAGUGACUGGGUGCCGGAGCUCGACUGCGGCCCUCGGUGCUGGCCUUGUCAUUUUUGACAAUGCUUUGGUUACUCAAUCCCGUCUGAUUCUUCUCGACUCCCCAUUGAUCUUCUUUACCGCUCUCACGGCUCUAGCAUUCAACUGCUUUACAAACCAGCAAGAGCUGGGACCCGCCUAUGCUUUCCGCGGACCGUGGUGGUUCUGGCUAGUCUUUACCGGUCUCUCUCUUGGCGCGACAUUGAGCGUCAAGUGGGUUGGUCUCUUCACUAUGGCGUGGGUAGGCUCCCUCACAGCUCUCCAAUUGUGGGUUUUGCUGGGUGACAACAAGACUGUUACUCCACGCCUGUGGUUGAAGCAUUUCUUCUCUCGGGUUUUCUGCCUCAUUGUCAUUCCCGUGGGCUUCUACCUUGCUAUGUUUGGUGUUCACUUCAUGUGUCUGGUGAACCCCGGAGAGGGUGACGGGUUCAUGUCCUCGGAAUUCCAGGCGACAUUGAACUCCAAGUCGAUGCAAGACGUUCCCGCUGAUGUUUCUUUCGGAUCCAGAGUCAGCCUGCGCCACCUGAACACCCAGGGCGGAUACCUGCACUCUCACCCUCACAUGUACCCAACCGGCAGCAAGCAGCAGCAAAUCACACUAUACCCCCACAAGGAUGAGAACAACCUGUUCAUUUUGGAAAACACCACUCAGCCCCUUGGUCCCUACGGAGAGGUUGAGGGCCCAUAUGCAUGGGACAACAUGACCGAUCCUGGUUUCAUUGUAGACGGAUCUAUCAUCAGACUUUAUCACUCAAUCACUCACCGAAGAAUUCACUCUCACGACGAGCGCCCACCAGUCACUGAGGCUGACUGGCAGUACGAGGUCUCCGCCUAUGGAUAUGAGGGCUUUGCUGGUGAUGCCAAUGAUCUGUUCAAGGUUGAGAUUGUUCCAUCCAUGUCUGAAACACCGGAGUCCAAGAAGAGACUGCGAACCAUUCAGUCCAAGUUCCGAUUGGUGCAUGUCAUGACCGGCUGUGUUCUGUUUUCCCACAAGGUCAAGCUCCCGGAUUGGGGAUGGGAACAGCAGGAAGUGACCUGCGCUAAGGGCGGUACUCUUCCCAACAGUGUUUGGUAUAUCGAGCAGAACCAACACCCCGCAAUGCCCGCGGACGCUGAGAAGGUCAACUACCGUAACCCCGGAUUCCUGGGCAAGUUCUGGGAAUUGCAAAAGGUUAUGUGGACCACCAACGCCGGCUUGGUUGAAUCCCACGCCUGGGACUCCCGCCCUCCCUCUUGGCCCACUCUCCUUCGUGGUAUCAACUUCUGGGGCAAGGACCACCGUCAGAUCUACCUCCUCGGAAACCCCCUCAUCUGGUGGUCGACCACCCUGGCCAUUGGUAUCUACUUUGUCUUCAAGGCUCUUUCCGUCAUCCGUUGGCAGCGAAGCUGUAAUGACUACAAGCACGUCUCCUUCAAGCGCUUUGACUACGAAGUGGGCACCAGUGUUCUGGGUUGGUUCUUCCACUACUUCCCAUUCUACCUCAUGGCCCGUCAGCUCUUCUUGCACCAUUAUCUCCCUGCGCUCUACUUUGCCAUCAUGGUUCUCUGCCAAGAGUUCGAUUUCUUGACCAACCGCAUCAAGAGCUUUGGUCUGGUGUCUAAGCCUGCCAUUGGCAAGACCCUGAUGGCAGCCUUCUUGGGCCUUAGCAUUGUUGUGUUCACACUUUAUGCUCCUCUUGUGUACGGCAACCCUUGGACCAGGGAUGCUUGCAACAAGGUGAAGCUUAUGGGAUCAUGGGACUUUGACUGCAACACCUUCCACAGCGACUUGAGCGAGUACGUCACUCAAUACGUGCCAAACGUGCCUGUAGCUGCACCCACAACUGCAGCCCAAGCACCUCCCCCGCCACCACCUGUCCAGGCUCAAGAGCCCGCCCCAGCCAACGAAGCUGUUGGUGCUGCCGAGGCCUCUGACCCUGCAGCCGUCACCGCACCUAAGAUUCAAGGAUCCAUGGCCCGCGUUGAGUACCGUGAUCAGAACGGUAAAGUUCUUGAUCAAGAACUCGUUGCUUCGCUCCGGGCGGAGGGCAAAGUGAAGUUCGAGACUCGCUAUGAGCCUGGCCACAAGAUGGAGAAUGCACACGAAGUUCCUAUCGUUGACGGCCAGCUCGCACCACCGCACCCCGAUGUGCAGGGCCAGAACCCUGAGACUGGUAGUGCUCCUGAGGACUCCGUGCCUCCAGAGAGCCCUGCCUCUGUGGCUGAGGGCAACGAGCGUUCCGUUGAGAAGCCAAGCUCUAUGGAAGCUAAGCCUGCCAGCGAAGGGAAUGAGGCUACUCAAUAG